AUUAGGUGUAGAUUUUAAUAAAGAAAACUGACAAUAAAACUCUGAACUUUUAAAUUAAAGCCAAAAAUCUUUAACUCGUGUUUGAACAAAAAAAUACCUCAAUUUUUAAAUGUUGGUCAUUUUAACACUCAUUUUUUAUUGAUUCGGCCAAUUUAGAAACUCGGAAAGUCAACUAUUAAACCGUAAACGACGUUUGUUAAUUUACUAAACGACAUCGUUUUAAAUACUACUUAAAAAAUUUUCUUCUAUAUUGGUACCAUUAUUCUCAGCCUCAUUAUCAUUUUCAUUAGUCUUACUAUCAUCUUCAUUAUCACCUUCUUCUCCUACUUGAUUUUGUUGUUCAAUCGUAGAUUCUUUAACACGUUUCCCUUAAGAUCUCUCAUUACGACGAACCCGAAGUAACCUCAUCAUCCUAACCAUUUUUUGCAUUAUCAAUUACUCUGGAUUUUUGGAAAUUAGAAGAUUGAGAUAUUAGAGAAUUAGAAAAUUUUGAUUUUGCGAAAGAAAGGAUGAUUUAAAUGUUUACGGAUGUAAAACGAUAUUAUUUUAUUAAUAUUUAAUCAAUUUUUAAACGUCGUUUAGCGAAUUAACAGACGUCUACAGAUUUAACAGUUGACUUUUUAGGUUUCUAAAAUUGCCUAGUCAACAAAAAAUGAGAAUUAAAAUGACCAAUGUUAGAAAAUUAAAGAUUUUUUUGGUUCAAACAUGAAUUCAAGAUUUUUUUGGCUUUAAUUUAAAAGUUCAAGGUUUUUAUGGUUGUUUUCUCUUUUAGUAAAAUAAUCUAGUGUGAUAUAAGUUGAAUAGUCAGAUGAGAAUACUAAUAAUUAUGUAAAAAAUUUGGUUCUAUAAUUUCCUUGUAAUAGUUUCUGUAUACUUUAAUAGAUAAAAUUAUAGUUAAAAAUCAUUUUAUUGAAAAUCUUUUGGACUGUAUAUCUAUAUGUAAAAGUAUAGGGUUGAAAUUAGGAGAAACCCAAAAAUGUAACCUGAGAUGUAAAUAUAUCGUUUGUUUAAAAGGAAUCUGGGUUAGCGUUUUCUUGGCGGAUUCCUUUCAAACAAUUAAUAGGAAAAAUAAUGAAACCGCGUCAGAGUGGGGUCGAGACACUAUACCGAACCGUCGCCGCGUAUUUUUGACUGCGGCAAAACCGCAAAAAGUCAGCUUGAAACGUAAGCGUUACUUUAAGCAUCUUUAUCGAUGGAUGGACCAAUUUCAUCGACUUUUAGGACUUGCUUUUAAGACAUUUCUGGACUUUAAAUCUGUAACCGUAACGUAUGGAUUUUUGUUUAGACGUAACAAAGCACAUAGUCCUCGGUAUAUUAUCCAAAACCCGAAAAAAGAAUUGAAAAAUCGAGACCGAUUUAUCAGCUAACAAAUUAUGUAUCAAACAAUUUAUAAAUUGAUAAAAUCAUUUAUCAGCUAAAAAACUAUGUAUCAAUUAACGACAAGAAUUUUGUAACAUUUUAUAAUUUAGCGGUUCAUUGUUGUAACACCUAACAUAACAUACAUAUUUGAAAGAGUGGAAAAAUAAGAACCGAUAAAAUUGAAGAUCCAAUAUAACAUUAUUAUUUUGGAUAAGUGAGUAAAUAUUGCCCAUCAUAAGUGUUAACAAAAUAAAAAUAUCAGUUAACAUAAACAAAAAUAUAGAAGAUCAGCUGGAACAUUUUUGUUAUUGGGAACUGAAAAUGAAAAAGGAUUUGGAAUUGAAUUAUGCAGUAUCGGUGAGAGAUAAUUAAGAUUGUACCUUGUAUUUAUAUUUAACCACCAACUGAGGAAAUCAACAUUGCCGGCACCGGAUUCGUAAGGAGAUUUAAAGCCAUAUAUGAAAUAUCUGGUAAAAAUUAAAAAUGUGUUGGAUGUGGAAUCAUAUAGGUUUGUAUAAUAAUUAGAGACUAAAGUUAAAAACAAAGAAUAUGUUUCUUAAGGGAAGGUAGAUGAAAGAAAAGCAAGAGAAAAAAUGACAAAAGGUAAAAGAGAAUAUGAGAGAGACAACUAAGAGGGCCACUUGUCUAACGCGUGCAGAAGCCUAUGGAGUAGAGUUCCAUAAAAUUUAGGGACAAUUCCAGAAUAUAAAAUAGAUGAGAAAAGUGAAGGGUAGUUUGCCAAUAUAGAAUGGUUCUACGGCUAUGCACACCAAUUUUCUCUUCUUUUUUCCAUAUGUUUUACUAUGUCUUAAAUAACAACCACCACUAUAAGAGAUGGACGAAUAACAAAGAAAACAUAAUAAAAUUUCAAUCUUAGACAAUUCUUCAAAAUAUAAGAGAUUCUUAAAACAUAAAUGUGGGUAUAGCAAAUACAUGCAAAAUGUAAUAAUCAUGGUAGAAAUUUCAUCAAAAUAAAAUCUAGAUGACAUUUAUAGAAAAGGAUCAGACAUUAUACACAAUCGUAUUCAAUCAUAAAUGGAACGUAUAACAAAGUUAAAUUACUAAUGUUGAUCUAAUAGAAAUUGCUAAAAAAAUCGUCUGAUUGAGGACUAUAAAUUUGAUUGUGAUCUGUUUUACGAAUUUUCUAACUAUGAAAACUGAAAAUUUAAUAAAACAUAUUUAAAUAUCUUAGAAAACUUAUAAAAUUGUAUUUUUCAUUAUUAAUAUGUAUUUAAUUUAAACAUAUAUCGGGUGUGGCUGGUAGCGGAUGUAUGUGCUGUCAACAUCCUCAUUUAUUUCUACAGCACUAAAUUCACAACAAUCAAGUUUUAAUAAAAAAAAAUUCAAAAUCAAACCUCUUGAAAUAACCUACAGCUGUAUAAGUGUUCUGUAGAGCCAAAAAUUCAGAGCAAUUUUUUUUGGAGCUUUCCAUAAAAUUUUACAGCAAUAAAAUCUAAAACCACCGCAAAAAAUCUAAAGAUCUUUUUCUACAGCAAAUUUUUCAAAGCUACAGCCAAUACCAAUUGGACCCAACAUCUCAAGCAUAAAUCAUUUCAAUUUUAAAUGAUUUCUUAAUUUUAGUUUUAAGUAAAAUUAGGAUAAAAAUAUCUUAUCACAUGUAAGAAAGUAUAGUUUAAAAAAAAAGAGAUUUUUUUUCAAAUUAUAAAUCAGAAAUAGUAUAUUUUCAAAUUAUACCUAUAUUUUUAGGAUAAUGUCAUUAAUUUCUAGUUUAGAUUCACUAAAGCGAUGUGUUUAUCUAUCUAUCUAUCUAUAUAUAUAAAAUCAUGUUUUCUUCUCUCACGUUCGUCCACAUCACCCUCCACGUAUGAAAGUCGAGCGUCCUCCAGCCGCCACGCGUCCGCUCCUGCUAAACGCUUCAUUUUCAUUAACUCUAUUCGUUAGUGGGCUUCGUUUGUGUGUUCUUUAUCUGGGCUUCGGGCUGCUGAGUUUGUUCCUUAGCCAGCCCGAUAUAACAUAAGUCGUCUCUAACCCUAAUGUUCUCCGGAGUCCGGACAAGAAAACCAAAGUCGCAUCCCCCAUCCUUUGACGGCGAGUCGAUGUGGUUUCAGCUUUCACUCACCAUACGAAACGCUCCGAGUUAAGAGUUCGUGUUUAAUCCACUCAAUUCGCCCCCCCCCCAUUAUGUGUAUUCAAUGUGUAUUCAAAGCAUUCUUCAAGCUCAGAGGUGGUGUGGUUUAUGUAUAAAAAGAUGUGGUUCAUCACUUUCUUACUCACAGUCUUAUCAAGCAAAUAACUUUUGCAGAGCAGAGGCAAGCAGUGCUUCUAUUACAAGUUUCAGGAGGAAUUGUUAAAUCCAAGAGAAGCAAGCAUGAAGAAGCUGGAAGCAGUAAAAACUUAAUAGAGAAGUGUGAUGAUAAAUAUACCAAUAAGGACAAUACAAAGCCUCCUGAGCCAGCCAAAGAUUACAUUCAUGUUAGAGCUAGAAGGGGUAAGAAGAGAAAAGAUCAGCGAGAUGCUGACUUUACUUCAGGAUCUGGUUCGUGGUUCCAGCCGGAUAACAGGGAAAGCAGUUUCACUUGAUAAAAUCAUAAACUAUGUGCAGUCCUUAGAGAGACAAGUUGAGCUAUUGUACAUGAAGCUGGCUACAAUAAAUCCAAGGAUGAAGUCUAACCGUAAUGCUGCUUUAUCCAUAAAGGUAAAAGAAAAUAUGAUUUACGCAAUUGCUUGCUCAGAGCAAAGACUUCCGUUAGGAUACUAUUCUCUUGCCCAGAACAUGCCUAGAUUCUCAGACACGUAAUUCCUCUCGAACUAUGGAUUUGUUCAAACUAAGAUAUGGAUAGUGGGAAAAUGAUAUACAAAGUAUUGUUCAUAUGGGUUUUGGAAAUGUCCAGCAACAAAGCAACAACAACAGUUGUAACAGAAGAUUUAGAACCAUAAUCUCUAAUGAGAAAAUUUAGAACCAGUAUACAUGCUGUUAAUCUCUUUUAUGUUAUCUGGUUCUGAACCAACGCUACAAAUGAAGCUUGAGCCAUGGUAAGAAGUCUUCCAAAUUUUAUACACUCUUCGUCAAACUCUGUUGUUGCCGUAAUACAAAGGGCCUUUAAUAUAAUAAGAUAACAAAACUCGGCUACUUGAAAGUUAAUACUUGAUGGCCCACUUUCAAAGCCAGCCAAUUACGCUUUCUCAUACUAAUCACAUAAUCUCAAGAAUAAUAUGAACAAAGUGUCUCCUUUCAAGACCAAAAUUCCGCUCUCAUUUGACAUCUAAUGGACUGACACGAAAUAAAUGUAAAUUGUGAAUGAUGUUGCUUUGAUAGUAUAAUUGUGUUAUAUGUUUUUCUUAAACAAAAACUUAGUUCAGAAAUGGAAACGUCAUAGAAAAAUAGUCAAAUGUGCAUGCUAAAUAUAUAAAGAGGUAAUUUAAGAAAUUAAAUGUUAUAAAGUAUACAUAGAUGAUAGUAUAGAAAAAUUAAAAGAGAACUUUAUAAUUUACUUGGUUCUGCGUACAUAGAAGUUCCAAGAUAGACCCCUGUCCAAGAUUUUGUUUAAACAUACGAUUAAAUUUUAACCAAUGUGUUUUUCUUUACUUUUAUUUUAAUUGUAAAAUAGAGAAUUUAAAAUAUCGUAAAACCAUUCAGUUUAUUUCAGAUCGAUGACUGUAAAAGUCAGUAUAUGAGAGAUUAAAGAAUUAGUAUUAGGAAAAAAAAACAAUUUUGACAAUGAAACAAAACCGCAACAAGGACUAAUACAUCUUCACAUAUUCAAAUAACAACUGUGGUAAAAGUAAUCUCUAUGCAAUAAUUUUGCUAUGGACAGGAGAAUAUAAAGAAUGCAUCAAAUGUAUGUAUUUGCCAUGAACGGCAAACCGACAUGUCUUGAGCUGACAAAUGCUGGAAAUAAAUCAAAAUUUCCUUACGUGAUGUUUCUAUAUUGAAAAGAAGUGUUAUGGAACUAAAAUGAUCUUUAUAAUUUCAAGUUCAAUGUUUUCUUAUUUCGGUUAACUUUGCUUUACUACCUUCUUUGCAUUCAAUAUAACAUUCUAUUUUUAAUAAGAAAUGCAACUUCAAAUAAUCACUACUUCCACUCCGAUAGCAUGUUGAAAGACUAUGAUUUCAACAUAAAAAGUAAUUACUCUUAUUACAUAUACAAAAUAAUUACCCACAACCCAAUAUUUUCAAACCCGAGAUAUUACAAACCACAAAUAACACAAUGAAUAUGAGAUCAAAUUUUUGUAAAAGGAAACAACAUGAAAACCAUUUAAAGCCCUCACAGCAUAUCAAUGGCACAAAUUUUUAAUAUAGAAACAACUAUUGUAAACAAAUAAAAUAUAUCUUAUCACAUAUAAUCCUUCUUCACCCAAAACUUUCUCAAAACACAAAAAAAUCAUUAUCAUACACAAUCACUUACAAAUGCAAAGUUAAACACAAACCACAAAUACAUACAAAAAUAAUAAUCUAGAUCAAAAAGAAAGUAUAUUCCGCACGCAUGGCGGGCCGACUUUAAAUAAAAUAAAAUAAGGAUUUAAGGAUAGACACGAAAUUAGGUAAAACCCUACAAAAACGUAUGUAUACUAUUGUUAAAUACACUCACGAUACAUACUAUUGUUAAAUACACUCACGAUACAUGGGCGUUAGAGAAGGAGAAAGGAAGAAAGAGAUAAUGGACAAGGAGGAAGCCUCUACAGCUAAUCCGAAUUCUAGUCGAAGGGUUCCGAGAGUUGCUAAUAGACUGCGAACGCGGUUAGGUAUGGCUCGACGAAACGUUGGGGAACGGAAAGCCGAAGCCUUAGCUCUAGGCAUGUCAUUCGCGGCUUUUGCCACUCUGGUUGUUGAGAAAAAGAAUGCUGCCGAUGAGAAUACAAAUGUGGCUGAUCUUGCAUUGAUUUAUGCUUCUGCUGUCAAAGAAUCUUUAGCCAAUGUAUACGGUACUAGGAUUGGUUCAUUUGGAGAGAGAUCAUUUAACAGUACCCUAAGGAUCCUUAAAGUGACCAAUGAUUCUGUCGAGAAAUUCAAGCUAGAGAUGGGCGUUUCUGAAGCUGCACUCAGAACCGAGAGAUUGGACGCCGACGACCAAACAUAUGAAACCGAACUGGAAGCCGAGAUGAGCACUGUUAUCAUGAAUUGGCUCGUCUCAAGUGUCAUCAACGCUCUGGCGUGGAUGUUAUAUGUUUCAAGUGCCUUCACACGAACAUGCAUGAAAGAAAACAUGUUGAUGUGCCGGCAUCCAUUUUGGUUGCAGAUCUAUUUCGCUAUCUUAAUGAUCCUCGUAGUCACCUACUUGAUAAUCCAUCGUUCACCAGGUACAAAACAUAGCACGCGAGCACCUUAUAGCCUUCUUUUACUCGGAGGUAUUUUUUACGGUUUAUUGGAUAUGUACUUGGGGGACGCAUUGGACAGUAUUGGCAAACUGUGGCUGUUUCUUUGGGCAACGCUUUGCCUUCUUCGAUACGUUGCAGAUACCAUCACUUUGGCUAUGUUUGGUCUAGUGUACGGUCCACGAUAUGUGACUCAAGAGACCAAAACACGCACUAUGGUUCCGUAUUGGGAACGGGCAAGUUCAUUACUUGUAGCGAUUCUGUUGGUUAUUCCUCUGAUUAACGGUUUCUUGCCAUUUGCAACGCUUGGUGAAUUGGGAGAUCAGUUUGGUGAAUGGUGGACAUCACACUUCUCAAUCCUCACGUCUGCAGUUAAUCUUUGAUUAUUUAUUUAUUUCUUUUACCAUUUGCAUUUGGGACUUUUUUUUAUCUUGUUAUGAAAUGAAAAAGCGUGUUAUACA
Brassica napus (rape) is the source of this 7094-nucleotide messenger RNA. RefSeq names its product protein CPR-5-like. The record is from RefSeq and is a predicted model, not a curated record. Gene Ontology annotation, biological process: leaf senescence; defense response; trichome morphogenesis. The transcript has 8 exons. NCBI's taxonomy places the organism in Eukaryota, Viridiplantae, Streptophyta, Magnoliopsida, Brassicales, Brassicaceae. The coding region runs from base 5943 to 7016 and encodes 357 amino acids.